Carassius auratus (goldfish) is the source of this 3584-nucleotide messenger RNA. RefSeq names its product transmembrane protein 74-like. The transcript is spliced from 2 exons. Bases 138 to 980 code for a protein of 280 amino acids. Lineage: Eukaryota; Metazoa; Chordata; Actinopteri; Cypriniformes; Cyprinidae. The record is from RefSeq and is a predicted model, not a curated record.
UCAUCUUUAAAACGGAGCGUGGGAGGGAGAACGGCGGACAGCAGCAGCCGGGAGGCCAAAAUGUUCAUCAAACGAGAAGUAUAGUGUGGAUGGCUUGAUGCAGCAAGAAACCAACGUGAUCUGUGGGAGUGGAUCUGAUGGCCUCGGUGGAGUUACUCUACAUAGAUAAUAGAGGGGGAAGACCUGAUCCUCCCAGAGUACUGGAUUGGUCUUCAAGCCCACUUCAUGUUCACAGGCUAAGCAGUUCAGUGCAAGAAGCUUCUCCCACUCUGAAGGCGCCUGCCUGUGAGGGACAGUGUAAUUCAGCACCAAGGACGGCUCCCAUCAGAGGACAGUAUGGCCAGCACCGGCAUCAGCCCCUAGAGAAGGUCAGGGUGUGUUGUGACGAGGAGCUGGAGACCUCGUUCGCAUACAUCGAUGAAAAUGUCAAUCUCAGGUUGGCCACACCAGACACAAGUGAGAAAAGUGCUCACCGUGCGACUGUGCUCCAUGAUUCCUCAAGCGAAAUCCGUCCCGAGGGCCUCCAGGAGUUGUCACUGAUGUCUGACGUCGACCUCAGCUCAGAGAGUUCUGGGAAAUCCGUGGAUUACGGAUUCAUCAGUGCAGUCACAUUCCUCAUCACGGGGAUCUCGCUUGUGAUCAUAUCGUACACGGUCCCUCGUGACGCCAGGGUGAACAACGACAACGUCUCUGCACGUGAAAUGGAAAGACUCGAGAACGAGAGCGCCAGGAUAGGUGCGCACCUUGACAAGUGUGUUAUUGCCGGCCUUUGCUUUCUCACCUUAGGCGGAGUGGUGCUAUCCACUUUGCUAAUGAUUUCAAUGUGGAAGGGUGAGAUGUACAGGAGGAAAGCCUUUGCUUAUUCAAAGCACUCUGCAAAGCUCUAUGGUUCGAUUAAUUUAAGAACAAGAUCGAGUCCCAGCUGCUCAUCGCCACCGCGUAGUUUGGUCGAGGAGGAGAAUGGCAAUGCCAUUAGUUGACUGUUUUUUUAUAUUUAUUUCUAGUGGACUGCCAACAUGACAUUACCCUUUCAAGCAUGGCCAAAAGAGCUUGUUUUUCAACCUUGUAUCAGUGACAAUUGCUUACUGAUGCCGAAAAAACAUAAUUUCAGAAAACAGAUUUCUCAGGCUUCAGAAAUACACAGCAUGAUAUCAUGUAUUAAUCAUAAAGCAAUAUGCUUUUUGAAGAAGCACGUUAGAAACUUAAGGUUGUGUGUCAAGAAGUUAAAUGAAGUUGCUCGUAGUAUUCAAACCCUACUUUCCAAGCUGACAAUGAGAGAUCUGAAAGAAAUGAGUCCUGUUGUACAGAAACCUGCUGCUAAGACUGACAAUCCUACUGCCUCUUUCUUACUCUUUCAGAAAACUGAAAUCAAAUGUUUCCACUUCAGCCAUUUCAUCAUGGUAUGCAGAGUGAUUGAGGGCUACAGUUUCUGGUUUAGAGCACUUCAGUUCCUCAGAAAGCAUUGAGAAAUCACUGAGAAAAUGCCAGUGUAUAAUUGUGGUGUUUUUGCCAUUAGGCCAUCUAUCACUCGCACCCGCACCCCCCACCAAGUGCUAAAAUAUUUAAUAAAUAUUUAAUGGAGGAAGCUGCCACACAAUUAUUUGCUAUCCUUUGGAAAUUUAAAUCCAUCUCUCUAAAUCCAGCAACGCAUAACUAUUGUAUCUUCACUUACACUGUACACACACAGUUGAACCUGUAGGCUCUGUGCCAUAAGGAGAUGUGCCACAGGAUUUAUCAUAAGACUUACAUCAAAUACAUAUCGGUGUCAGGGCAUAUUCUGAUGAUUAAUGACAGUUCAUAAAACUCAUAACUUACAACUCACUUUCUGAUAUGAAAGUAAAAUGAUAUUCUUGAUUGUGUGUGAUGAAUCUUUAGCUUGUAUUUGACUGCAAUAAGUUUAAUUCAACUCUCAAUUCAAAUCACAGAGAGAGAGAGAGAGAGAGAGAGAGAGAGAGAGAAAAGCAAAAGAGGUCCAUUUCUAAAACAGUGGCUGGUCAUAUGUUGCACUGAUAUUUCUCCUAAAUAUAGUUUAGCUUUAAACUGAGCUUAGCUUUCUGGUGUUUUCACUGUAUGAUAUGAGUUAUCAAGCACUAAAGCAGCAUACCGUAAUUGCUUUAAAUUGAUCAGUAACAUAAAAAGUAAUGUAUACAUUUCAGACUGACUGUGAUAUAAUGGAUGUUACAAUUUUACAGGAAAAUGUCUCUUUGUUCAUAACAUCUUUCUCACAAUGAGUAAGAUCCAAAUUUAAGGAUAAGAGAUGAGUCAAUGGUAAUUGCCCACAUUAUCUAGGGCGGUCCUACCGGGCAUCUCAAAGGGAAAUUAGUAAUGUAAAUAGAAUGACUUUUAAUGAGCUGAUUUCAAGCAGCAUGUAAAUGUAUCAGUUAUUAAGAUUGAGAUGAGCCAGACCGCAUAUUUUUACUCAUCACAGAAUACAGAAUACACUAAGAAGUCACGUUUUCCAGUUGAAGAUAACCAUAAUAACAACGUUGUCACAUGCUUUCUAGUUGUUGUUUUUUUUCACAAACUAAUGUUAAACUUACCAUUUACACAUUUUUGAGACUGACUGUAUUAGUUAUCAAAGUGCUCAUUUACAGCUUUCUAAAUAGACGCUAACUUAACAGAAGUCACAUUCGCCUGUGAGGUAGCUAACCUACCCUAACAGUUUAGCACGCUUUCUAUAAGAAUUUGGCAUGCACGGUAAAUAUAUAAUGCAUAACUGUUAUUACUUUUCACAAAAAAGAUUUUAAAUUUACCAUUUGCACAUUUGACACAUUUUAAUUAGUUGACAGUUCAAUUUAGAAACAAAGUCAUUUGCUAACUUAACCGCUCUCUGCACCCUAGGUAGGCCUACUGUAAUAAAACAAAUCGUAUUUCUUAAGUCCAGCAUGUCAAUGGUAAGAAUGCUGAAAAUAGCAAUGCUGUUCAUUUCAAACCACAAUGUCAUGUAAGGGGACACCUAGUAUGUGACAUCCAUGACAGCUUGCCCGUCCUCCUCGUUUCUCCAAGAUCAUGCAUCAUUAAAGAGAGUGAAGGUUUUUCUGGAAAAAGUGCUUAGCGCUGCAGACUUUACGGACAAAUUGAAUCAAGAUAAGCACUUGCAGUGUUUCCAAUAAAUAUAUAUUUGUUUGUGCCGUUGUUUGUUGUACACUUCAGCUUCUCAAGAUGGAACACAUUAACCUCGCUGGAAGCUUUUAGUCAUUUAGUCCCAUCCCCUCAAUUCGCUAGCGCAGGGAUGUCACUUGUUCCUACAGAAAUGCUCCAGUAUUGGAUGGAAAGUUGAAGUCUGUUUACUUGUACCCUUGCAAACCCUGUGGUAAAUUUCCGGUGGUAUUGAUUUUUAAGAGCGCUCUGCUGAGACAACCUCGGGGAUCUGACCCCGGCGCUUGGCUGCAUUUCCUCAGCAUUAUUUUUAGGAGCACAACAAUGUUAGCUAUGUGUAUGGCUUACCAAGGUUUAUUAACAUUAGACUUGCUAUCUCUUAGUAAUGUAAAUUCAAUCCUUUAAACUCCUUAGCUGAAAUGGACCUAUGCUCCCCUGCACUCUACGUUAGCACCUAGAUUAGUUUCUCCCAUCAGCUCUAUUAU